GGACAUAACAUUUCUGUCGUGCGAGGUGAGGAGACAGGGACGUCGAUGUUGGUGUUCCAUCUUCCUUUGUGCUCUCGCUCUCCUUCCACCUCCCAGCCCGCAGCUUCUCCCACCUGGACUUCAUCUACACUCCACUUCUGACUCAGUCGAUCUAGCGUGGCCGAGCUGAGUACCAUCUUCUGAAAGGUCGUCAGAUCGAAGGUGUCGCAGCAGAGCGCGCGGUUAACAUCAUGAGGAACAACGUGAGCUCAAGCUCUUGGCUGCCCCUGCGAGCCCAGCAGCAAGUCAUCUCGGACGACAAACUGCUGCCAUCGAACAUGACCGCAGGCGGAAGAACCGACUCCAGGCCCAGCGGCCCUCGCAACCCGACGAGCCAGCGAUACUUUGAUCACGCGUCUGCCGAUCGCGUCAAUACCGAUGUGGUGAUCGUGGAAAGCAUUCGCGCCGAGUACCCCGAGCUACACCUGACUGUUGUCCCCAAGACAAGCUGUGAUGUGCUCGGCUUCGCUGCGGCAGGACAUGCUGGUGUAUCGCCACUUGGCAACAUCAAAGACCGCCUGUCAUGGCGCAUAUAUGUACCGCCAGCCUCGAGGCUGAAUGGUAAAGGAUACACAGGCGAUCAGGUCAAGUUUGGGAAGUACCUCGUGGAUUGGAGGAACAAGGAGUACAUUGUGUACGUCGCAGAAGGAAGAGAUGGAGGUUCAGCAUACCCAGUUGUGACCAACCAGUACAUCCUUUCUCCGUCAGUGGAAGCAUCGAACACUCUGGUGCUGGAGGCUGGAUCGUGGGGCAAUACACUACACAACGAGAUAUGGGUGUUCGACGGUGGCUACUGGCAGAAGAGCGCUGAGCUGUUCAACAGUGUGCGGAAGGCGAGCUGGGACGAUGUCAUCCUCGAUGAAGGUAUGAAGAAUGCCAUUCGAAACGACGUCGAGAACUUCUACGAUAGCCGAGACACGUACGAAAAGCUCAAAGUCCCCUGGAAGCGAGGAAUCAUCUAUUAUGGACCUCCCGGAAAUGGCAAAACCAUCAGCGUCAAAGCAAUCAUGAACACGCUGUACAGCCGAGACGAUGCAGUCCCGACUCUCUACGUCAGAACACUUUCCAGCUUUGGUGGUCCAGAGUACAGCAUAUCUGAGAUCUUCGCGCUCGCGAGAAGGACUGCACCUUGCCUUCUUGUAUUCGAGGAUCUGGAUUCCAUCGUGACGGAUAAUGUUCGUUCCUACUUUCUGAACGCGAUAGACGGUAUACAAAAGAACGAUGGCAUCUUGAUGAUAGGCUCAACCAACCACUUGGACCGGCUAGAUCCAGGAAUUGCCAAACGACCUUCCCGCUUCGAUCGCAAGUACCUAUUCCCGAAUCCUGACGAGAAGGAGCGGUCGCAAUACAUGAAAUAUUGGCAAGCUAAGCUCGCAGACAACAAAGAUGUCGACUUCCCGGACACACUGUGUCCUGCCGUGGCCAAGAUCACCAAAGGGUUCUCCUUCGCCUAUCUGCAAGAAGCCAUGGUUGCCAGUCUUCUAGCACUUGCGAGAGAUGCGGAUGGCAAUUCCAAAGUCUGCCUUGACUGUCUGGAAGCUCAUGCAAGACCGGAGAAUGGCAGAAUAUGCGAUCGUACAAGCGUCAGGCCAUUCAAGGGACUGUACGACUAUGUGUGGCUAAUUAGACGUGUGGAAGAAGAUGACCCAGAUCUCGAGAAGAAUAAGCUAUGGAUUGAAAUCAGGAAGCAAGUGAGAAUACUGAGAGAAGAGAUGGGUGACGAUGAUGAGUAAGUGGGCAGCUUACAGCGUCGCAUCUAGAACACACAAGUGUAACGACGACAUGCACGAUACCGACAUGUGCCUCGACCAGAUCCUCUCUGCUUCUGACUUGGGAGAGUCCAUGUUUGGAAUAACGGUUGCGGUUACGAAAGCAUGUUUCCAAGAAGGUCCAAGGUCCAAAUAUAUUCUAAAACGCCUACGCGACUAACGUUGAACCCUAAACACCUUUAUGGCAACCCACAAGUCACUACACUACUUCUACAGUACAACCACAAAGGGGCUGCAUGUUUGGACGUUACACUUGAGGAAUGAAAGUGGCAGCGCAGCAACAUCGACGCCAAUUGGGUUAGUCGAUGUGACCGAAACUAUGGUGUCGCUACCGAUCUGCAGCUACUGCACUACUCAUCACGCCUCAUGCUGUGUUGCUGUAUGAGAAGCUGCAGGAGAAGGACUCGACAUCGCAGGUAAGUCAGUCUUCAGGUCAGUAUAUAUUCUCCUCUGUCGACCUGCUUCCUGCUUUUGUUCCUGCAGACAUCGCUGGCAUCGUACUCUCGCAAUCCUCGUUUUUUUCCACCUUCGCUCCAUCAUCAAAACCCUUCGUUCGUUCACAUUUCAUUUCACUUGAUACUUAAACACGACCUACGAAUAGAUUUCGCCACGAUCAAGAUGACUUUCGGCUUGGGAUUCCCUGUUGGUGCGGGCGCUGGCGCCGGUUUCGCUGGUGGCGCGGGUCUCGCUGCUGGUGCCGGUCUGGUCGCUGGCGCCGGUCUGGCUUCUGGCGCUGGUGUGGCUGGUGGCGCUGGCCUGUCUGGCGGCGCGGGGCUAUCUGGUGGUGCAGGUGCUGGACUCCACGGCGGCGCUGGCGCUGGUGCCGGUGUGGCUACUGGCGUUGGUGC
Molecule: messenger RNA, 2656 nt
Organism: Sphaerulina musiva SO2202
Lineage: Eukaryota; Fungi; Ascomycota; Dothideomycetes; Mycosphaerellales; Mycosphaerellaceae
Product: P-loop containing nucleoside triphosphate hydrolase protein
Exons: 3
Coding region: 231-1772 (513 amino acids)
Biological process (GO): protein import into peroxisome matrix
Cellular component (GO): peroxisomal membrane; cytosol
Molecular function (GO): ATP hydrolysis activity; ATP binding
Source: RefSeq, a predicted model, not a curated record